Messenger RNA from Physcomitrium patens, 1536 nucleotides. Its product is annotated as ribulose-phosphate 3-epimerase, chloroplastic. The record is from RefSeq and is a predicted model, not a curated record. Gene Ontology annotation, biological process: pentose-phosphate shunt; carbohydrate metabolic process. Gene Ontology annotation, molecular function: D-ribulose-phosphate 3-epimerase activity. NCBI's taxonomy places the organism in Eukaryota, Viridiplantae, Streptophyta, Bryopsida, Funariales, Funariaceae.
CGAAUCGCCAGGGAUAUGGACGAAUCUGAAGAAUCGUUAAGAAUCAGACGAAUUUCAGGUUUUCAGGGACGAGAAACGGCGUUCGAGAGCCACCUGUUUUGUCGAGGGUCGAUUUUCGUGCGCAUUUUUUCCUAUUUCACGCCCGCUCUUUCCUUAUCUUCGAAGAUCUCUGUUCUCCGCAAGGACCCAAAUCUUUCGUACUUGUGUGCUCAUUCAUCGUUGUGUAAAUUCGUCGGCGAUACUUCGGUAGUGCGCAAGUUGUCUCCGUCCCAAUUCCUCGAUCGAGAUCGUGUCUGCUGCUGUGUUUCAAGUGGGUACAAUUUUCGACUUGCUGGGUUGUUGAGGAUAUUUCGAAUUCGAGAGAAGGGGGUGUCUACGAUGGCGAUGGCGAUGACUGGCGCUGCCGUGGUCGGAGGAUGUGCGGUGAAAUCCCCAGCUGCGGUGCUGCCGCAGCAGACCACUAUGCAGAGUAGCUUAUGGGGCGAGAAAGCCCCCGUGGGCAAGGCUAUCGCUGCCACCAGUGGUAGGGUUCACAGACCAGUUGUUGAAGCGACUUCCCGUGUGGACAAAUUCUCCAAGAAUGACAUUAUUGUCUCACCCUCAAUUCUGUCCGCCAACUUCUCUAAGUUAGGAGAGCAGAUCACAGCUGUUGAGAAGGCUGGGUGUGAUUGGAUCCACGUUGAUGUCAUGGACGGUCGUUUCGUUCCCAAUAUCACAAUCGGUCCUCUGGUUGUGGACGCCAUUCGCCCUGUCACCGACCUACCUCUUGACGUCCACUUGAUGAUCGUUGAACCGGAACAGCGUGUCCCAGAUUUCAUCAAGGCUGGUGCCGACAUUGUUUCUGUGCAUUGCGAGAACGCCUCCACGAUCCACUUACAUCGUACCAUCAAUCAGAUCAAGAGUUUGGGAGCAAAAGCUGGAGUGGUGCUCAACCCUGGAACAUCUUUGGCUCAAAUUGAAUAUGUUCUGGACUGCGUCGAUUUGAUCUUGAUCAUGUCCGUUAACCCCGGAUUCGGUGGACAGAGUUUCAUUGAAAGUCAAGUCAAGAAGAUCCGCGACCUUAGGAAAAUGUGUGAAAUUUUGGGCGUGAACCCAUGGAUUGAGGUGGACGGUGGUGUCACUCCAAAGAAUGCUUACAAGGUUACUGAGGCUGGAGCUAAUGCUCUCGUCGCUGGAUCUGCAGUCUUCGGAGCCAAAGACUACGCUAAGGCUAUCAGCGGUAUCAAGACAAGCAAGAGACCUCAGGAAACGUCCGUGGCAGUUUAGAUUAUACUAUCAAAGAUUACUACGUAUUGAGACAUUUGAGGUCUUUAUGGAAAACGCCAGUUCUAGAUCGGCCGACAAACCUAGAAUAUUGCAAAUUUUAGGUUUCAUAGACAUGGAGUCAGCAGUGCUAGUUUGUUUGAGAUAAUACGGUGUAUUUUUAGUCUAGAAUAGGUACCAAUCAUUAUUUUCUUCUGCCCACUUCUGUAUUUUCUCACCUUUUCCCUGUAAUAAUGUGAAAACUUAUACUCAAUCUCAUCACAUUCAAUAUUC